GAUAGAUAUUCCCUCUUUCGGAUCGCAACACCAAACACACACACAUUUCGAACUAGGAUGGGAAGUGAUAUGAGGGUAAAUUCCCUGAAAUCAGUACUGCUGCUCUGCGUGCUAUCAUCGUCAACCCAUGGAAUAUCCAGCCAACCCGCCGGAGUUUCAACGAGUAAUCCCGCAGUGCUAGACACCGACGGCCACGAGAUCCAAACCGGCUCCAAGUAUAUCAUAUUAGCUGCCCAGGAUUCAAACGGGGGAGGAGGCGGGCUCGCCCUGGCCCCUAAAGACCGCCCAUGCCCUUUGUACGUCACCGUAGAAAACCUGGAAGGCUACAAUAAUGGCCUCCCCGUCAAAUUCAUGCCAUCAGCUGAGCCCAGACAGCAGGCCAUAAUAACCCAGUCAACAGACGUGAACGUCGCGUUCUACACGGCCACGAUCUGCGUGCAGUCCACCGCGUGGAAACUCGGAAGCGUUGACGAAACCACGGGGCGGAGAUACGUGGUGAGCGGCGGGGCGACGGGGCGGCCGGGCGCCGAGACGGUGAGCAGCUGGUUCAGAGUGGAGAAGCAAGGGGGGAGCGGUUACAGGUUGGUGUUCUGUCCUGGGGUUUGUAGCGCGUGCAGAGUUGCGUGUGGGAACGUGGGGGUUUUCAAUGAAAAUGGGAAGAGAUGGCUUGGCUUAACCGAUGAACCGCUUGUUGUAAGGUUCAAAAAGGUUUAGAUAGGGUAACCCAAGAUGGUAAGAGAUCUACACUUGUAUGGUUCAAAAAGUUUACGAGUUUGAAUUUUUGUUUC
Ipomoea nil (Japanese morning glory) is the source of this 788-nucleotide messenger RNA. Its product is annotated as kunitz trypsin inhibitor 2-like. NCBI's taxonomy places the organism in Eukaryota, Viridiplantae, Streptophyta, Magnoliopsida, Solanales, Convolvulaceae. Gene Ontology annotation, molecular function: endopeptidase inhibitor activity. The record is from RefSeq and is a predicted model, not a curated record. Bases 58 to 714 code for a protein of 218 amino acids. The transcript has a single exon.